AGGAGUGAAGUGCGCGUGCGCGCUUAGAACACGAGCACAAUAAGGAAAAGGAGAGAGUCUAAACAUAAACAUUAACCCAGACAGCAGUUUGUCAGGCGAUCGAGGAGUGUCAUCGACACAGAGCUGAAGACGAGCUGUCAUCUGAUCGAUCACAUCAUAUUCAUCAUUUGAGUCAUGUCUGAGAAAUCCAAGAUGUUCCUGAGCGGAGUGGUCGAGGGGUUUUACGGCCGGCCGUGGACUAUGAACCAGAGGAUGGAGCUCUUCAGGAGGGAGCAGAAAUGGGGAUUGAACACUUAUCUGUACGCCCCGAAAGAUGAUUAUAAGCACAGAAUGUACUGGAGAGAUCUUUAUUCUCUGGAAGAAGCAGAUCAACUGAUGGCUCUCAUCUGCGCUGCUAAGGAGCAUGGGGUUGAGUUCAUUUAUGCCAUCUCUCCGGGUCUGGACAUCACCUUCUCGAACCCUAAAGAGGUGGCAGCGCUGAAGAGAAAACUGAGCCAGGUGAGUGAGUUCGGCUGUCGCUCGUUCGCGCUGCUGUUUGACGACAUCGAGACAGAAAUGUGUGGGGCAGAUAAAGAAGCUUUCAGCUCAUUCGCCGAUGCUCAAGUGUCCGUCACCAAUGAAGUGUUUCAGCACCUGGAGGAGCCGCAGAUCUUCCUCUUCUGUCCCACCGAUUACUGCGCUGCGUUCUGCACUCCUAGUGUCCAACUGUCCAAGUAUUUAAACACGGUCGGAGAGAAACUCCAUCCAGGAGUCAACAUCCUCUGGACAGGUCCAAAGGUCGUGUCGAAUGACAUCAGUGUGGCGUCCGUCGAGGAGGUGUCUGCUGUGCUCAAGAGACCGCCGGUGAUUUGGGACAACAUUCACGCCAAUGAUUACGACCCACAGAGACUCUUUCUGGGACCCUUCAAGAACCGGCCAGCAGAACUGAUCCCUAAACUCAGAGGAGUUCUCACAAACCCCAACUGUGAAUUUGAGCCCAAUUUUGUUGCGGUUCACACGCUGGCCACCUGGUGCAAGUCCAGCCCCGGACAGAAAGAUGUCUCCAUGGAUGGUGAAGAUCAAAGUUCCGACUACGACCCCCAUGAGGCUUUGCAGCUGGCGCUCACUGAAUGGCUGCUGGAGUUCGGCAGAGCAGAUUCCCCCGACGACUCUCGAUCCCGCGGCGCUCGCUCUAAACGAGAGGCGUCCGAUGAAGAACCCAUGCAGACGGACGGGCACGUUCCCGGACCCAAAGACAACCCGCUGUACACGGCCGAACCCCUGACGCUGGAGGAUCUCACCCUGCUCUCGGAGCUCUUCUAUCUGCCGUAUGAACACGGCCCGACCGCCGUCGCCAUGCUGAACCAACUCCACUGGCUCCGCAGCAACAGCGCCGCCGCCACGACCGGUGCCGUCACAUCCGAAUGUGAAGAGGUGAACGAGUGGCGUCAGAGAGCCGAGAAGUUUGAUGACAUGUGUGCCGCUGUCGUUCAGAUGUUCAACAGACUGUCAAACGUCCCAAACAGACGGAUCCUCUACGACCUCUACAACUACAUCUGUGACAUCAAGAGCGGAGUAUCUCUGGCCAGAGCCUUCGUCAAAACACUGGGAGGUGGAACCCCUCACCCGUGCAUGAUCAUAAAUGAUGAUCCGGAGCCGUGGGGUUUCAGAGGAGGUCUUUCUGGAGAGUUCCAGAGAAUGUUGCCGUGUCAUGGCAACAGAGAUCUGUUCCGCACUCCUCCUGCAACACGCGUGUACACCAUCCGCCCGAGUACUGCUGAAGAUCAGCCGGCGGUGAUGAAGCUCUUUAAAGAAAUGAAUGCUGAAACACAACACACCGUGGAGCUGAUUGGAGACAGGCUGGUGGAGGGUCUCGUGCCGUCCAGCUCAAACUGUAAUGUGAUUCUAGAGGAUGAGGCUGGGCUCUGUGGUUACGUGUUUGCUCUCGCCGAUGCCAAAUCUGUCAUGACUAAAGCUCAGUAUCCAGAAGCGAUGCUGCGUGAUUUCCCAUCCGUCAUGAGCGUUCAGAUCCACCCGAAGGUUCCUGACCCAACGUUAGCGAAGCGUCUGAUUGGACAAGUGUUGUCAUCGCUGAGAGAGAGCGGUUCUCAAGGGGUUUACUUGGAGUUCAGGUCCAGUGACAGAAGAAUGAUGGACUUCCUCAAGACACUCAACUUCUUCCAGGUGCUCCGAGUCGACGGGCUUCCGGCCAACCUGGUCGUUGUGGGAACUAAACUAUGACAUCGUCUGCAUUUAAAUGAUUAAACUUCCAGUCAAUUCUAAUCAUGUUAAUUUAAUGAUGUAAAAUAUUUCUAGAGUGUUUGAUCUUUGCGUUAAACUGUGACUGUCACUCGUUAGGAUUUUAAAAUCUGUAUUAAAUAAAAAUAUAUAA
This is a messenger RNA of Triplophysa rosa, 2371 nucleotides long. It is a transcript of the gene ogal, whose product is annotated as O-GlcNAcase like. The record is from RefSeq and is a predicted model, not a curated record. NCBI's taxonomy places the organism in Eukaryota, Metazoa, Chordata, Actinopteri, Cypriniformes, Nemacheilidae. The transcript has 16 exons. Gene Ontology annotation, biological process: glycoprotein metabolic process. Gene Ontology annotation, molecular function: beta-N-acetylglucosaminidase activity. Bases 175 to 2220 code for a protein of 681 amino acids.